This is a messenger RNA of Rubroshorea leprosula, 1019 nucleotides long. The record is from the annotation of a GenBank genome assembly. Lineage: Eukaryota; Viridiplantae; Streptophyta; Magnoliopsida; Malvales; Dipterocarpaceae.
ACAAACGUGUGUUGGUAAUUAUUGAGUAGGUUCGUGAUAUAUAUAAAAGCGGGAGCGUACUUGGAAAACGUGGAGGUGGAGAGGAAGAAGAAGAAUUUGAUGUUUGUGGGAGAUGGGAUAGAGAAGACAGUGGUGAAGGCGAGCAGGAACGUCGUCGACGGCUGGACGACUUUCCGGUCUGCAACUGUCGCUGUGGUUGGUGGCGGAUUCAUAGCCAAGGGUAUCUCCAUCGAAAACUCAGCAGGACCUAGUAAACACCAAGCAGUAGCCUUAAGGAGUGGUUCUGACCUCUCUGCAUUCUACAAAUGCAGCUUUGUUGGCUACCAAGACACCCUCUAUGCCCAUUCCCGUAGGCAAUUCUACCGAGAAUGUGACAUAUACGGGACAGUCGACUUCAUCUUUGGCAAUUCAGCCGCUGUGUUCCAAAACUGCAGCUUAUACGCGCGCCAACCAAACCCCAACCAAAAGGUCGUUUUCACUGCUCAAGGGAAAGAAGACCCUAAUCAAAACACUGGUAUAUCAAUUUUGAACAGCAAGAUGGUUGCGGCUGCUGAUUUGAUCCCCAACAAGACUUCGUUUAAGACGUACCUAGGGCGUCCAUGGAAGGAGUACUCUAGGACCGUGAUUCUAAAGUCAUACAUUGAUGAUUUGGUUGAUCCUGCUGGAUGGUUGGAGUGGAAUGAUACAUUUGCAUUGAGCACAUUGUAUUAUGGGGAGUACAUGAACCGGGGUCCCGGGUCCAACACAAGUGCAAGAGUAAAAUGGCCUGGUCACCGGGUUAUUAACAGCUCGGCUGAGGCAAACCAGUUCACUGUUGGGCCUUUUAUUCAGGGACAUGAGUGGCUGAAUUCUACCCGUGUUCCUUACUUCCUCAAUUUGAGUGCUAGUUGAGGAAAAUUCCAUUGAAUUUCUUGAUUUGAAUUUGGUCGAGUAGCUUGGUGAUUGAUGUGGCCAGCUGCUAUUACCAUAUGAAUUGGUUGUAUUGUAACCGAUCUAUCCAAUAAAUAUUUGCUUUAAAG